UCAACUCACCUACCUUAACUAUUUAUUCAAAUAUCGACUGAUCAAUUUAACCAAGAUCCCAGCCUAAGCUAUUCCACGCCUCAUACAACGUUCCAUCAUGGCAGUUCCAGGACCUGGAUGGGUGCUAUACAUCUUACAUCAGAGCAGUGAUAGGUGGUACAACCACUAUCUAUCAAAAAUACCCAUAAAACCUCUCUCUUGGCACUUUCUCACGCGACGACCCUUUCAUGUUCUUUUGGGCAAAGAUUCCGAUUUCGAUUGCAGUUCCAUGUUCGCCAAGCUGCAAGAAUGUAACCCACUCCACCCAAAACCAGUGCUUCAGUGAUACGGCAAGCGGCAACCGGGUGGCGGGUAUGGUAUUGGCGGGUAGUACAGCAUAUGGUACAAAACCCUUCGACGUAGCUGUCUUCAUUCCAUCUGCCAUUUUAUUUCCUGGGAUCCUCUUGAUCUGCAUGAGCCCAGAAGCAAAGAGAGACGUCGUUAUCAGAUCUGGACAAGGCGACUUCCUAACCAAUACUUUAUCAAAGUGAGCCAGUGCAGUGCACAUAAAGCAGAUCGUCUUGCAACAAUGUCGACCGCUCCGGAGCUCGACUUGGCCGAGGCGGCCAGGGCGCAUGCGCCUAGCAUGGCCAAAGAAGGCAUGACGACUAGGGGAUCAACCGAGUCCCUCAGGGCCGCCGAUGGCGAGAUUUAUCCCACAGACGAGGAGUUCGCGACUCUCCGCCGUGUUCAUGGCAAAGUCAGCUGGCUGAUCUACACUAUUGGAUUGGUUGAGAUGUGCGAACGUUUUGCGUACUACGGUACCACCGCUGUCUUCGUCAACUUCAUUGCCUAUCCUCUCCCUGAAGGCUCCACUACUGGUGCUGGAGGUACCGACAGGCAAGCUGGUGCCUUGGGUCUUGGUCAACAGGCAUCCACGUCUCUAACACUCUUCAACGCAUUUUGGUCCUACUUCAUGCCGCUUCUGGGUGGUUACCUUGCCGAUACUUACUGGGGCCGUUUUAUGACCAUCCAAUAUGCCAUUGUCCUCGCCACCAUCGGUCACAUCUUGAUCAUCGUGGCUGCUAUCCCCUCCGUUAUCACCAACCCCAGCGGUGCCCUCGGGGCCUUCAUCGUCGGCAUUCUCUUCUUCGGCACUGGUGUCGGUUGGUUCAAGGCCAACAUCUCUCCGCUGAUCGCUGAGCAGUACGAAAUGCAACACCCCCGCGCCGUCAUCCAGACUUUACCUUCUGGCGAGCGUGUCAUUGUUGACCCUGUCGUCACAAUUUCCAGAAUCUACAUGCGUUACUACUUCUUGGUCAACGUCGGUGCACUGGUUGGACAGAUCAGCAUGGUGUACGCCGAGAAAUAUGUUGGCUUCUGGCUGUCUUACUUGCUCCCCACCCUGUUGUUUUUCCUUUGCCCCAUUAUCAUGGUUAUCAGCCGCAAGAGCUAUGCUAAGCGCCCCCCUACCGGGUCUGUUCUCGGCAACAUGGCCAAGCUUGUUGCAUUCGGCAUCAAGAAGGGUUCCAUCACAGAGUUGAACAAGGACGUCUUCUGGGACCGUAUCAAGCCCAGCCGUGUUACUGGUGCUGACCGACCCAAGUUCAUGGACACAAUCGACGACGCUUGGGUUGACGAGGUUCGCCGAGGCUUGUCUGCCUGCUAUGUCUUUGCCUUUUUGCCCAUCUUCUGGCUGGCAUACAACCAAAUGAGCAACAACAUGAUCAACCAGGCCGCCACAAUGCGUCUCGAUGGCAUUCCGAACGAUGUCGUCACCAACCUGAACCCAUUUUCGCUUCUCAUUUUGAUUCCCAUCUGCGACAAGCUGAUUUACCCGGCCCUCGCCAAAGCUGGCCUCCGCUUCACUCCCAUCAAGAAGAUUGCGUUGGGAUUUGUUUCGGCUGCACUUUCAAUGGUAAUUGCUGCCAUCAUCCAGCACUUUAUCUAUGUCAAGUCUCCCUGCGGCUACAGCGCCUCGGAGUGUAUCGACCCACCCAACCCCCCUGACAUGAGUGUCUGGAUUCAAACGCCCGCCUACGUUUUGAUUGCUCUGUCAGAGGUUUUUGCAUCUAUCACUGGUCUUGAGUACGCCUUCACCAAGGCACCGCGGAACAUGAGGGGAAUGGUUACUGGUGUUUUCUGGCUCGUCAACUCAAUCAGCGCCGCCCUCGGCUUUGCAUUUGUCGGACUUGCUACCGAUCCACUUCUCGUCUGGCUGUACACCACUGUUGCUAUCGUGAGUGCGGUUGGUGGCAUUGCUUUCUGGUUCUGCUUCCGCAAGCUUGACAAGCAGGAGGAUGAGCUUAACGCCCUUCCCGAAUCGAACUACAAGGGCCGCCACCAUGAUGGUCCCAUGGACGUUGAGAAGAGGGUUAUGGAAGAUGAAGCCGCAACAGCCGCGCCUGCUGCUAAAUCUGCCCCUGCCCCUGCCCCUGCCCCUGCAACCGGUACUGCAUCUGAGGCGGCUGCCGAUGUCGAUGCCGUGACCCCCGUGGAGGCCGACAGCACCGAGAAGCGCCAAUAGCAGACCCGAUGACGUUGCAUUUCGAAGUUGGACGGUCUUGAUUGACUUCCCUCUUUGACUUCGUUUCUCUUUUUGCUUUUUAUCUGGGGCCUGAACACUCGUAAUCUCCCGGGGGUGACAUUUCGGGCCUUGACUGUUAUCAGUCUAGUGUCUUUGACCUGGCACGUUCAUUGUUGAAAAAGGUUUCUGCUUGCUUGAGAAUUAUACCCAAAUACCCAAUAUUUACCAAAGUUUUGUUUGACUGCUCCUUCGUUCUCUGCUUGACUAUUUCUCUAGGAUUGCUUGCUUAUGACGCUCCCCUCCAGUGCUUCCUUGAAACUGGUGCGCUUCACUUUCACUGGACCCUUGAUCUGAUCAAUCCUACCUGAUUGAACAUUGCAAACUGAAUGGAGCGUCCCUGGUCUGUUAAGGCUAGAACGAUUCUCGGGACACGAGC
This is a messenger RNA of Pyricularia grisea, 2942 nucleotides long. RefSeq lists its product as uncharacterized. Gene Ontology annotation, cellular component: membrane. The transcript is spliced from 4 exons. Gene Ontology annotation, biological process: oligopeptide transport; transmembrane transport. Lineage: Eukaryota; Fungi; Ascomycota; Sordariomycetes; Magnaporthales; Pyriculariaceae. The coding region runs from base 569 to 2506 and encodes 645 amino acids. Gene Ontology annotation, molecular function: dipeptide transmembrane transporter activity. The record is from RefSeq and is a predicted model, not a curated record.